Molecule: messenger RNA, 2813 nt
Organism: Anolis sagrei ordinatus
Lineage: Eukaryota; Metazoa; Chordata; Lepidosauria; Squamata; Anolidae
Gene: DYRK4
Product: dual specificity tyrosine phosphorylation regulated kinase 4
Biological process (GO): peptidyl-serine phosphorylation; peptidyl-threonine phosphorylation
Cellular component (GO): nucleus; cytoplasm; cytoskeleton
Molecular function (GO): protein serine/threonine kinase activity; protein serine/threonine/tyrosine kinase activity; ATP binding
Source: RefSeq, a predicted model, not a curated record
AUGCCACAAAAAAAGAGACCUUCACUUUUGGAGCAGAAUAAACAGAAAUCUGCUGCUGGCCACAAAUUGGAAACGGGGGAUUAUCAAGAAAGAACUGGCUGUCCAGAUGCUCCACAGAAGAUUGCCUACCCAACUCCAUGCAACUUAAAUCUCUCUCCAGUCUCCACAGCAGAAACUGGAGAUUCUCUGGAAAUCUCCUGGAAAACAUUUUUAUCUGUAUUAAGAUCAAUGGAGGAGUGUUCAGAUAACAAGAUUAAUGCUUUGGUCCCACAGCUGAUAACAUCUCAGCCAGUUCUGCCAAGGAAAAAGGUUGCCACCAAAUCUGAAAAAACAAGAAGAGGAAGAUCAAGUGCUCUGCCUGUUAUACUAAAACCUGGAGAAAAAGCAAAUGGAAUAUUUCAAAAGGAAAGAGAAUUUAGUGCUGCUAUUGCCAACUCAAAACAAGAUGGAGAGAAAAACAGAAUUGGAUCAGGUCAGCCAGAUUCCUAUCGAAAGACUCCUAAGGGAGAUGUGUGCCAUAGAGCAAGCAAAACAAAGUCAGAUCAAGCACCAAGUGAGACAGGUUUCUCUCUGGUAAGCAACCAAACACUACCUGAGCCCAAAGGUGCACUCCAAAGAAAUUGGGAAGCACCUUCUUUAAUUCCCCAAGAGAAUACAUCCUUGACACACAAGUUCAAGAAAGGAAACUUAGGGCUAAGUCAUAAAGACCGGCAUCAGCAGAAAGUAAAUAGCGGCAUUCGUGUUCUCCCACACCUGGAGACUAAGACCCAUUUGGUUUCCAGUGCUGUAAAACACCAGCCACAACUCCAAUCACAAGAUGCGCUCUUCCCACAAAUAGCCACAAAGAACUUGCAGAACAUUACUUCUUUGCAUCAGCAGGAAAACAGAUCAGGUCAGACAUUUUCAUCACUGCCUGAAAACAGUAUAAGAGUCCUGUCCAGCAAGACAGAAGGAGAAAGGGCUCAUAAUCUGAAGCUGCCCUUAAAUUCAACAGAAGCCUUGAAAUAUUUCAAAAACCAGCUAACAUUGUAUGAACAACGAGAAAUUAAGGAAUAUAAGGAGUUGUGGUAUCUUGGAUUGGGAGCUAAGAAGAUUGAAGGAUAUAAGGAUGGAGAGAAUAAUGCCUUUGAUGAUGAUCAUGGCUCCUACAAAAAGGUUCUAAGUGAUCAUAUUGCAUAUAGAUAUGAAAUACUGGCUGUUCUUGGGAAAGGAUCUUUUGGACACGUUCUGAAGUGUUUGGACCACAAGACAGGGGAAAAGGUGGCGGUGAAAGUAAUCAGGAACAAAAAAAGAUUUCAUAAUCAGGCCUUAAUAGAAGUCAGCAUUCUCAAUGCUCUUCGGAAAAGGGAUGAAGACAAUGCAUGCAAUGUUGUCCACAUGAAAGAAUAUUUUUACUUCCGUAAUCAUUUCUGCAUUUCCUUUGAAUUAUUAGGUAUAAAUUUGUAUGAAUUAAUCAAGAAAAAUAAUUUCCAAGGUUUUACCUUGGGUUUAAUUCGUCGAUUCACUCAGUGUGUCUUAAGAUGUCUACAGCUGUUGUAUACAGAGAAGAUAAUCCACUGUGAUCUGAAACCUGAGAACAUAUUAAUAAGCCAGCCUCAACUUGGGCAAGUUUCAUUUAAAGUGAUUGACUUUGGAUCAAGCUGCUAUGAACAUCAGAGAGUGUAUACAUAUGUUCAAAGUCGAUUUUAUCGUUCUCCAGAAGUUAUUCUUGGCCAUCCCUAUGCAACUCCUAUUGACAUGUGGAGUUUAGGAUGUAUCAUGGCUGAGCUCUUCACCGGGUACCCUCUUUUCCCUGGAGAAAACGAAGUAGAACAGCUUGCAUGCAUUAUGGAGAUAUUAGGCCUUCCACCAGGCGAUUUUAUUCAGACAGCAUCCCGAAAGCGAACGUUCUUUGAUUCCAGUGGCACUCCAAAGAACAUUACAAAUAGUAGAGGAAAAAUAAGAAGUCCAAACUCCAGGGAUCUGAGCACCAUACUGAAAACCUACGAUGUUUCUUUUCUGGAUUUCAUUAAAAAAUGUCUUGUAUGGAAACCUUCUUUGCGCAUGACCCCAGAAGAAGCAAUGCGCCAUGUGUGGAUGCAGGAUCCAUGGUUGCACAAAGUAAAGCAAAAGCCCAGGACUGCUACAAAGCAGACUGAUGGAUCUUUCUUCACUCCAGAGAAGAAAAAGGAGAAUUUUCAUAAAAAUGGACAGCCAGAAAAAAGAGAUGAAAUUAAUUGGCACCAUCUCAACGGAGAAGUAAAAACCGAUCCCCCUGAAAAGGUGUCUGCUACAAAUCAAAAACUGUCAUCCAUUGUAUCAUUGCAAGAAAUAAAUGACAAUGAGGACGUUAGUAAACAAGAUACUCCUGAAAAAGAACUGGAAAUGCCCGUGGACAAAGCUGCUAAAAGAGAUCACAGAAAUGAGAAGGCCAUGCAGAAAAAUACAAGCAUCUUGCCACCCAUAAAGAAUAAGCAGCGACUGACCCAACAAACACACGAAAAUGAAAAUCAGGAUGCAAGCAAACAGACUAUUUCAGAAAAACAAUGGAAAAUAAAAGAACCAAGUUUGUAAAAGAGACCACAGGACUGAGAAGGUCAUGAACAAAAAUACAUGAAGUACAAACAGUGAUUAGUCCUCUUUCCAUAUAUUUGUAGCAUGUUUUAUAGAAACUAUGUUAUUGUACCAUGUCUGAAUGCAGAAAGUUAAUGUAUACCUAUCCAGAUAUGGUGUACACAUUUCUUCAUUUUAAAAAGAAUAUAGAAUUAGACUGAAAGGCUGCAAAUGAAUAUUUUGUACUUUGGAUGGGGUAUCCUGUUGUUUUGAGUUUUUGG